Molecule: messenger RNA, 1575 nt
Organism: Teleopsis dalmanni
Lineage: Eukaryota; Metazoa; Arthropoda; Insecta; Diptera; Diopsidae
Product: mucin-5AC-like
Exons: 4
Source: RefSeq, a predicted model, not a curated record
GAAAAACCAACUGAUACAACCACAACUACCAAAAUAACAACAACACAAAAACCAACUGAUACAACAACCACAACUACGAAAAUAACUACGUCAGAAAAACCAACUGAUACAACCACAACUACCAAAAUAACCACGACAGCUAAACCUACAACUACAGAAAAACCAACUGAUACAACCACAACUACCAAAAUAACAACGACAGCUAAACCUACAACUACAGAAAAACCAACUGAUACAACCACAACUACCAAAAUAACAACGACAGCUAAACCUACAACUACAGAAAAACCAACUGUUACAACCACAACUACCAAAAUAACAACGACAGCUACACCUAUAACUACAGAAAAACCAACUGAUACAACCACAACUACCAAAGUAACAACAACAGAAAAACCAACUGAUACAACCACAACUACCAAAAUAACAACGACAGCUAAGCCUACAACUACAGAAAAACCAACUGAUACAACCACAACUACGAAAAUAACAACGACAGCUAAACCUACAACUACAGAAAAACCAACUGAUACAACCACAACUACCAAAAUAACAACAACAGAAAAACCUACAACUCCUACAACUACAGAAAAACCAACUGAUACAACCACAACUACCAAAAUAACAACGACAGCUAAAUCUACAACUACAGAAAAACCAAUUGAACCAACUGAUACAACCACAACUACGAAAAUAACAACGACAGCUAAACCUACAACUACAGAAAAACCAACUGAUACAACCACAACUACCAAAAUAACAACAACACAAAAACCAACUGAUACAACCACAACUACCAAAAUAACAACAACAGAAAAACCAACUGAUACAACCACAACUACGAAAAUAACAACGACAGCUAAACCUACAACUACAGAAAAACCAACUGAGUCAACGACAGUAACAACAACAGUAAAUACAACAAAAUCUACGAAAAGACCAAGAACAACAGCAUCCACACAGAAACCCACUACGACAACUACAAUAACAACGACAUCAAAAUCCACAACUACAGAAAAACCAACUGAUACAACCACAACUACCAAAAUAACAACGACAGCUAAACCUACAACUACAGAAAAACCAACUGAUACAACCACAACUACCAAAAUAAGAACAACAGAAAAACCAACUGAUACAACCACAACUACGAAAAUAACAACGACAGCUAAACCUACAACUACAGAAAAACCAACUGACACAACCACGACUACCAAAAUAACAACAACAGAAAAACCAACUGAUACAACCACAACUACCAAAAUAACAACGACAGCUAAACCUACAACUACAGAAAAACCAACUGAUACAACCACAACUACCAAAAUAACAACGACAGCUAAACCUACAACUACAGAAAAACCAACUGUUACAACCACAACUACCAAAAUAACAACGACAGCUACACCUAUAACUACAGAAAAACCAACUGAUACAACCACAACUACCAAAGUAACAACAACAGAAAAACCAACUGAUACAUCCACAACUACCAAAAUAACAACGACAGCUAAGCCUACAACUACAGAAAAACCAACUGAUACAACCACAACUACCAAAAUAACAACGACAGCU